AUUUUCCACGCGCUUUUCACGUGCGUGUCUGGAUUCCAAAUAAAAAUGCUUCGCCGCUCUCCAGUGAAAAAUCAUCAGACGGCUAUGGGCGACGAAAUCAACGGCAAUUUCCCCCGAUAUAUCGCUUUUAAUCCGACAGCCCGAAUUUUCCGAUUCUUUCACAAUAACCCUAUAUCUCUUCAUCUCUUUCACUUUCCAGUUUUGCUCUCCUGUUGAAUUUGCUGGUGAUUGAAACUUUAGAGAAGCCAUGGGUGAUGCAAUUGAUUUGACCGGGGACGGAGGAGUACUGAAGACAAUUAUAAAGCAAGCCAAACCUGAUGCACUCACUCCAACAGAGAAUCUCCCUCUUGUUGAUGUGCAUUAUGAAGGCACUCUUGCAGAAACCGGUGGAGUUUUUGACACUACACAUGAGGAUAAUACAGUGUUCUCAUUUGAGCUUGGGAAAGGCACUGUAAUUAAGGCAUGGGACAUUGCUUUGAAAACAAUGAAGGUUGGGGAGGUUGCAAAAAUCACUUGCAAGCCAGAGUACGCAUACGGAGCUGCUGGUUCUCCACCAGAUAUCCCUGCAGAUGCAACCCUUGUUUUUGAGGUGGAGUUGGUAGCCUGCAGGCCAAGGAAGGGUUCAAGCAUCAGUAGUGUUUCUGAUGAGAGGGCUAGGCUUGAAGAGCUCAAGAAGCAGAGAGAGAUGGCUGCUGCAACCAAAGAAGAAGAAAAAAAGAGGAGAGAAGAAGCCAAAGCUGCUGCAGCUGCCCGUGUUCAAGCCAAGUUAGAUGCCAAGAAAGGUCAGGGAAAGGGAAAGGGCAAAGGAAAAUAGGAUCAUCUCACAGUUUCCUGGAAAUAAUUUGCAAUGACUUAUGAAGAACAUCAACACUUUUUCAUUUUAAUGUAGGCGCAAGUUGCAUGAAAGAGGAAUCUCUCAACUACAUUUACAGUUGAAAACUUUUAUCCAUGGUCUCUGUUCUACAUUUGCUCUGAGAAGUUCUAAAAUUUCCGACUCUGAUUUUGCUA
This is a messenger RNA of Vitis vinifera (wine grape), 1008 nucleotides long. Its product is annotated as peptidyl-prolyl cis-trans isomerase FKBP20-1. Gene Ontology annotation, molecular function: peptidyl-prolyl cis-trans isomerase activity. Gene Ontology annotation, biological process: protein peptidyl-prolyl isomerization. Gene Ontology annotation, cellular component: cytoplasm. The transcript is spliced from 6 exons. Bases 248 to 814 code for a protein of 188 amino acids. Lineage: Eukaryota; Viridiplantae; Streptophyta; Magnoliopsida; Vitales; Vitaceae. The record is from RefSeq and is a predicted model, not a curated record.